AUGGCUCCCGUUCCAGGCGAAUCACUACCCGUUCGUUCCGCGGCCGAGAAAGGCCAGCCCCAAUACCCUGCUCCUCUAAAAGCAAGUGGUGCCUUGGAUCAAUUUGAAUUCGAAGAAACCACUCCUGUAAUUGGUCGCGAAUACCCAACUCUAAACAUCGUCGAUGACCUCCUGAAUGCCCCAAAUGCAGAUGAGCUGGUGCGCGACCUUGCCAUCACAAGCGUCGUCUUCUUCCGCUCCCAAAACAACCUCACCGAUACUUUCCAAAAACAACUCGUCCACCGGCUAGGCCAAUUAAGCGGCAAACCAGCCGACUCAACCCUCCACAUCCACCCAGUCCUAAACAACACGAACGAAUUCGGCGUCGACGACGCCCAAGUCAGUACCAUCAGCUCUAUCUCCCGUAAAAAGAUGCACAACCAUGACGAACAGCGCAAUAAACGUCGCUACGACUCCGCCCGCUGGCACUCUGAUAUCCAAUUUGAGCCCGCACCCGCCGACUACACCUCUCUCCGAUUAACUCAGCUCCCCAAGACAGGUGGAGAUACCCUCUGGGCCUCGGGGUAUGAAAUGUACGAUCGAUUCUCGAAACCGUAUCAGAAAUUCUUCGAGGGUUUGACGGCUACUUAUCGCGGGGACGGCUUUUUGAAAGCUGCCGAUGCUGAUCCGGAGAAGGUCUUUAUUCAUGCCGAGCCGAGAGGAAAUCCGCUUAAUAUUGGGAAGGCACUGGAGACGGUUCAUCCUAUUGUGAGGACGAAUCCUGUGACGGGGUGGAAGAGCAUUUAUGCUGUUGGAUCGUUUCCGAAGCAGAUUAAUGAGCUUAAUCCCGAAGAGUCGGAUGAACUUUUGAAGAAGUUUUAUAGUACUAUUACGGAGAAUCAUGAUCUCACUGUACGUUUCAAGUGGAGGAAUCCGAAUGAUUUUGCUAUUUGGGAUAACCGUUCUGCUUUCCAUACUGCUACGUUUGAUUAUGAAGGUCUUGGCGACCGAUUUGGUCACCGCGCAGUUGGUAUUGGAGAGAAGCCUUACCUUGAUCCUAACAGUACCUCGCGAUCAGAAGCCUUGGCUGCCGAGGGCAACUAG
This is a messenger RNA of Penicillium angulare, 1083 nucleotides long. Its product is annotated as TauD/TfdA dioxygenase family protein. Lineage: Eukaryota; Fungi; Ascomycota; Eurotiomycetes; Eurotiales; Aspergillaceae. Gene Ontology annotation, cellular component: cytoplasm. The record is from RefSeq and is a predicted model, not a curated record. Bases 1 to 1083 code for a protein of 360 amino acids. Gene Ontology annotation, molecular function: 2-oxoglutarate-dependent dioxygenase activity. The transcript is spliced from 3 exons.